This is a messenger RNA of Zeugodacus cucurbitae (melon fly), 2448 nucleotides long. RefSeq lists its product as uncharacterized. The record is from RefSeq and is a predicted model, not a curated record. The transcript has 3 exons. Bases 142 to 1506 code for a protein of 454 amino acids. Lineage: Eukaryota; Metazoa; Arthropoda; Insecta; Diptera; Tephritidae.
UUCUCAUAGUUUAUAGCACUUAUUGUCUUGUAGUUACCGCGUAUUUGUGUUCAGUUUGUUUUUGAAUCAAAAAACUUAAUAAUACAAUCUCUAAUAUAUGUAGUGUGAUAUUUAUUUAAUUUGAAUUGCACCCAAUUGUGUAUGAGAAUGGAAGGAACUCCUAGAUUGAAAAAGAGAGGAUCUCUAACAUUGGCACGACAUCACAAAAGAGAUGCGUCUCCAAAUCUUUUGCAAGGAAAAAUGCGUAGGUCUUCGAUUGUGAGCAUCGAUAAUAACAAUGAUGCUGUUGACGAAUAUAGACUUUUGAGAACACCAAAAACGCCUUCAAUUACUUCAUUAAGUUCUGAUGCAGGUAUCGAAUGCACACCGCCACACAAAAAGUUCAAUUUGGAUGACAGCGUGGAAUAUUCGCCUAAAUGCUUCGAUAAUAGUUUUUCGCCCGGUGGUUUACUAUCACAGACACUCUCCUCAAACAGUCCGGAAGUCGGUUGGAAAUGGGGACGUCGUUCUAUCGAUGAGCAAGCCGAAACUGCAACACCAGACUCGGCUUAUGCCGCAGAUAGUAGUUUUACGUCAGCUGGCUCGAACAACAAAGGAGUAAUUACACGAAUAGGACGUUUGCGUAGCGAUUGUAAUACACAGCAGCUUGCUUAUGAAAUGCGUAAAGAGGAGCAGCGCCGAAAACUGGAAAUACAAAUGCGACGUGCUGAAAAGCUACGUGCAGAUGAAUUAUUAAAACAACGUUGUGCAAAAUUACAAGAACAGCUACGAGAGGCAGAGCGAAGGCGCAAGCAGGAAAUGGAGAAGAAGUUGGAAAUACCAGAGACAAUUCAUAAGGAAGAAAAAAGUAAAAUUUCACAAGAAACCACAGACUUGGAAACAUUAGCAGAAUUAGCGGAAAUAAAUGAAUUCGCCAGUGCUAACGAUACACUAGAUGAUUUCUUUAAUGAUUCCGACUCAGAUGAUUUAUUACUUGAAGCUACGCAACAACUUGAGUCCAAAAUAGUAGAACUAACACAGAAGCCAGAAAUUAAAACAACUACAACAGCAGGCGCUGCAUGUGUUUCACUGCAAACAAAUGAUAAGGGAUCAACGCGAGAAAUCUUACCGAAGACGAUUGCGUCCACAGUACCAGCGCAGGAAGAAAAACGUUCCUCACUUUAUAUGAAGUUUUUGGAGGAUGACACGCCUGACGAUUGGCUGCUCUCACUCGAUGAUGAAAUUCUGCAGGCAACACAACAAACAAAACCACGCAACUCAUUCCAGCGACACAAUUCUAUGCCGACCACUACAACGAUGACUUCAGCUACUGGCAGUGCCGGAGCAUCUAAAAGAAUCUCAACUAACGCUUCAACUGCGCUACAAACUACUACGAGCACGGCAAUCAGUACCGCAGUUGCUUCGCCAAAAAUCAUCAAACGGCAUUCGAGUUCAUAUGUCCUUCGUCCUUCGUCUACAAGUACUGCCUCCAGUUAUCGAGGUCGCCAGCUCUAUAACAAGAAGUAAAGUGUAGCCACAGGUGUAUGUUGAGCGCAGCUGAUUGGGUUUUUUUUAAUAUAAGACACUCAUAAUAAUAAGAACGUUUCUAAAAAUAAUACAAAUCUAGCAAUUAAUGAAGUAAAUAUAUAUUUUAAUUAAAUCACGGAUAUACAUAUGUAAUGUUUAUGAGAAAUCCGAAAUACUUCUGUUAGAAUUCACUUACUAUGCCUUCCUUUCACUUUCAGGUGAAAACCACCUAGACGUAGAAUUAAAUGACAAAAGCGAAGUAAAUAUAUUUUGAUGAUUUUGUGUAAAUGUGAUACAAAUCAAUGAUGCACGAUAAAGCGCAGUAUGUAUACGAAAAUAAAUAUAAAUAAUAAUUGAGUAAGCAAACAAUUAAUUAAGUUAAAUAUCUAAAUGAAAGUAUGAAUAUGUUCUGUUUGAACUAGUGAUAGUAGAAUGCUGUUGAACAUUUUUUUUUAUAGUUUUAAUUAAUUGAAAGAGUUUGAACAAAAAUAAAUAACUGUUAAGCCAUAGUAAUAAACAACUAAGUAUUAUAGUAUUUUAUUUUGUUUUUAUAAUAGUAAAUAAUACUCUAUUAAUUAGAGUUUCCACGGAAAUCCACUGGGUUACUUACAUAUUUUUAUUUUUAUUUUUUUAGUUUAUAGUUAAGCUGUUAAAAAUCGCUAAAAAUGUUGACUGUUGACACGUCUUUAGUCACACACCCAUGUACGCAUAUAGUUAAGAAAGCAGCAUAUGUUGGCUUUGGAUUAAAAAGCUUAUUGAUAACUUAAAGACAUUCACUCAUAAAAAAAAGAAACAAAAAAAAAAAAAACAUUUUUAUAAUUUUGCCAUAAUUAAAGCAUGUAAACAAAUAUUUUUUACGAAUUAAAAUUAAUUAAUUUUUAUAAGUAAUUAUUUAACAAUAUACCAAUUGAUAAAACCGAAGUUUCAGGCUUUACCCUAGAU